Messenger RNA from Saccharomyces paradoxus, 1182 nucleotides. It is a transcript of the gene KTR1, whose product is annotated as alpha-1,2-mannosyltransferase KTR1. The coding region runs from base 1 to 1182 and encodes 393 amino acids. The record is from RefSeq and is a predicted model, not a curated record. Gene Ontology annotation, molecular function: alpha-1,2-mannosyltransferase activity. Gene Ontology annotation, biological process: protein N-linked glycosylation; cell wall mannoprotein biosynthetic process; protein O-linked glycosylation. Gene Ontology annotation, cellular component: membrane; Golgi apparatus. The transcript has a single exon. NCBI's taxonomy places the organism in Eukaryota, Fungi, Ascomycota, Saccharomycetes, Saccharomycetales, Saccharomycetaceae.
AUGGCGAAGAUUAUGAUCCCUGCUAGCAAGCAGCCUGUCUACAAAAAAUUGGGACUUCUUCUGGUUGCUGUGUUUACAGUGUAUGUGUUCUUUCAUGGUGCUCAGUAUGCUAGAGGUUCUGCCCCAACCCCAAAAUACAGUACCGUGCUAUCGUCACACUCGGGCUAUAAGUACUCGAAAGUGGAACUACCAAAGUAUAGCGGUCCCCGUGAAAAGGCCACUUUUGUCACUCUAGUGCGUAAUAGAGAUCUUUAUUCGUUGGCCGAGUCUAUCAAGUCCGUCGAAGAUAGGUUUAACUCCAAGUUCAAUUAUGAUUGGGUGUUUUUGAACGAUGAAGAGUUCACUGAUGAAUUCAAAAACGUUACAUCAGCUUUGGUUAGUGGUAAAACAAAAUAUGGUCUCAUCCCACAGGAGCAUUGGUCCUUCCCUGAUUGGAUUGAUGAAGAGAAAGCUGCUCAAGUGAGAAAAGAAAUGGGUGAGAAAAGAAUCAUCUACGGUGAUUCCGAAUCUUAUAGACACAUGUGUCGUUUUGAAUCAGGCUUCUUUUACAAACAUCCUUUGAUGGAUGACUAUGAUUGGUAUUGGCGUGUGGAACCUGAUAUCAAGUUGCACUGUGAUAUUGACUACGAUGUUUUCAGAUUCAUGAAAGACAACAAGAAAAAGUAUGCCUUUGCCAUUUCCAUUAAGGAGUAUGAAGCCACCAUCCCCACUUUAUGGGCGACUACUCGUAAAUUCAUGGAAUUACACCGUGAUCUUAUCCAUGAAAACAAUAUGUUAGACUUUGUUAGCGACGAUAAUGGUCUUUCAUACAAUUUGUGCCAUUUCUGGUCUAAUUUUGAAAUUGCUUCGUUAGAUUUGUGGAGAUCUCCAGGAUAUAGCGCAUACUUUAAUUACUUAGAUCAAGCAGGUGGAUUCUUUUAUGAAAGGUGGGGUGAUGCUCCGGUACAUUCUAUUGGUGCUGCGCUGUUCUUGGAUCGUUCUGAAAUCCAUCACUUUGGUGAUAUCGGUUAUUACCAUGUUCCAUUUCACUCCUGUCCAAUAGACACAAGUAUCAGACUGGCCAACAAAUGUGAUUGUGAUCCAAGCAAAGAUUUCACAUGGCACAGUUAUUCCUGCACUACUAAAUUCUACAAUUUAAACAUGUUGCAAAAACCUGCUGGUUGGCAAAACCAUAUCGGUUGA